AUGCAUUCUAGAAUCCUAUGCUUCUUCGCCAGCGCAGCGCUCGCUGCGUCUUCACUGCCUUUCGGUCAAGUGGGACCGAAUAAUGCAGUCUUGUUCUUCAACGGAUUCCACUUCGUCAACGGGGAAAUGUCUCACCAGAUGCAAGCCAACCAUCAUUGCGCUAUCAUAAGCGAUGACUUUAUCCAAUGCAUCAUUUACGAUCCGCACUACAGCCCCGCGAGACUGCGCGGCAUCGAGUAUAUUGUAUCACAAGACGCCUUUAUGAACAUGACGGCAGAAGAGAAGCAGCUUUGGCAUAGCCAUUCGUACGAAGUCACCUCCGGAUCCCUAAUCCAACCUGGGAUGCCCACUCCCGUCGACGAUGCAAUUAUGAAGACGCUGGUAACAACGUAUGGGAAAACGUUUCAUACCUGGAGAUGGGAUGAGAGGAACAACACCCUACCUCUGGGCAUUCCAGAGCUCGUCAUGGGUUUUACGGAAGAUGGCCAACUUCGCAAUAAUGAGACCUAUGUGCGGGAUGAAGCAUUGGCAGUCAAUUCCACGGCUGUGCGUGCUCAUCGUGCCGAAGUAAUUCAACCGAUAGUUCCCUUGGAGGGGGCAGACUCUUGGGAGAAUGGAUAUUGUGUUCAGCUGGCGUUGGUGAAUAGAACCUGUCAUUGA
Messenger RNA from Alternaria arborescens, 660 nucleotides. RefSeq lists its product as hypothetical. The record is from RefSeq and is a predicted model, not a curated record. Bases 1 to 660 code for a protein of 219 amino acids. NCBI's taxonomy places the organism in Eukaryota, Fungi, Ascomycota, Dothideomycetes, Pleosporales, Pleosporaceae. The transcript has a single exon.